AUGCCGCUUUUCCUCGGAAGACUGGCCUCUGCCAACAGGGCGGCCUACCUGGCUGCGCUGUGCCUUGUUGCCAUCCAAGUCGGCAUUGGCAUUGUCAUGAAGACGGCGCAGUCAAGCGGAGGAUAUCGAUUUUCGCCCACGGCCUCCGUUGCCAUUUCCGAAUUCUUCAAAUGGCUGCUCUCCGUGGCCUUCUUCGCCUGGGAGUGCACCAUACGCGCGCAACAGGGAACACCCCCCAAGAGUGAGACCCGGGGAUACUCUGUGAUCCCGCGAGACGACCACGAGUUCGACGACAUCGAUGUCGUAGGAGCUACCAAACCGAACCGCCCUGCGCGCUUGACCAUCCGCCUGUACUGGCAGUACAUCCGCAGCGAGAUCACAGCUCGAACCCGGUGGGAGCUCUGCAACCUGGCUUUGCUGUAUGUGCUGGUCAACAACACCAUCUUCGCCUGCUACAACGAAGCCGACCCGGGCACCAUUGCCCUGGUGAAGAGCAGCGGCACCGUGAUCACGGCCCUCGUCAUGAUAGGCACCAUUGGCGCGAGCGUCUCUCGCAUGCAGUGGCUUGCCAUCGCGCUGCAACUCUGCGGGCUGCUCGUGACGCAGUACACGCCGGGCUCGGGGACGACAUACACGCCUUUCACGUACAUGCUCAUCAUGUUCCACGUCUUCCUCGGCGCUCUGGCGGGCGUGUACAACCAGGUCCUGCUCCAGCGCGAGAGCUGCAGUAUGCACGCGAACAACAUGACCCUCUACGCAGCGGGCACCCUCUUCAAUCUCGUCGGCCAUCUGCUCGUGCGGCUGGUGAGCCCCGAGGAGCCUACCUUUUUCCACGGCUUCGACAGGCUCGGUGCCAUACUCGUUAUUGUCAGCAAUGUCUUUGUCGGGUUGGCCAUCACAGCCGUGUACAAAUAUGCCGACGCUGUCAUCAAGUGCUUCGCCACGGCCUUGGCGACCGGAAUUCUCUUGUACGUCUCGACCAUCCUGUUCCACACGCACUUGGGCUUCUUGGCCGUUCCUGGCACGCUGCUUGUUUUCAUCGCGUCCUGGAUCUACAUCCGAAACCCGCCGCCGCCCAGGCCGGCAGAGUCCAAAUCUGCGGGUCGGUGCUCGUCCUCCUUCGCCGCCACGAUGGGCAGGUGGCCCAAGACCAGUGUACUCGGGGCAUUUUUGCAGACGAUGCUGGUCGUAAUCUUGCUGUGGGUGCCCGACAUCACAUUGAGGGAGGAAGACGACGACGGGAGCCACAGCGUGCUGCUGGACUCGCCCUUCCGAAACACAGUGGCCUUUGUCCGCUGGAACCACGCGAUCCCCGAGCGCAUACCGGCCAUCAUGAAGUACGAUCCAUUCUUCCACACCAUGCAUCUGUCAAUGCGCGACUCGGUUAAAAGCGAGCCCGAGAACUUCCUGAAUAUGACCCACGACCAGCAUGUCAACACGGGUCAUCCCCAAGAGCCCGUCGCAAAGACCAUGAAACUCAUCCUGGAGCACGAACCGGAUGUCGAUGGCAUGCUUUUCUUCCACUUUGAUGCGUGGGUCACACCUAUGGAGUUCAUGGGCAUGGACAUGACCAGGAUGGCUAUCCCCAUGGAUGGGGGUCCCAACUUUCGGUGCUACGAAACGAUCCCGACGGACAAGUGGGAACACGCCCAGCAGGAAGACCUUUUCACCGCCGUGGGCAGGGCGGUCCGCCUGCAACCCCCCGAGCUUCCUGACGACGGCGAGGUCGUGCCCAGCCCAAGACGCUACUCCAAGGAGAAACGGGCCGGCUGCCGUGGCUGGUCCGACAUUUACUACAUCCCGCGGCGGUUCUUUGCCGACUACAUCUUCCUCGUCGAGCGCGUGUUCCACGACACGUUCCACGAAAUGUCGGUCGCGACCAUGAUGCACAUGAUUGAUCGCACGCGCAGUCGGACGCCCUUCACGUCGUUCAUUGAUCCCAUGCCCUGCUGGGGAUCGUGCUGCUCCAAAAAUCCGAGCGAGGACGCGUUGCUGUGGCAUCGAUGCGGGCAUAAACUGGACCUCAGAAGCGACAGGGCGAAGCUACACUGGGAUCGUAUCGACGCGGCGGCAUUCCAGGUGAACAGGACGAAUAGUGGUGGUGUGAAUGGAACCACGGCCCGUGACAUUCUCGUGUAA
Emericellopsis cladophorae is the source of this 2139-nucleotide messenger RNA. RefSeq names its product CMP-sialic acid transporter. Gene Ontology annotation, cellular component: Golgi membrane. Gene Ontology annotation, molecular function: pyrimidine nucleotide-sugar transmembrane transporter activity. The transcript has a single exon. The coding region runs from base 1 to 2139 and encodes 712 amino acids. Gene Ontology annotation, biological process: pyrimidine nucleotide-sugar transmembrane transport. The record is from RefSeq and is a predicted model, not a curated record. Lineage: Eukaryota; Fungi; Ascomycota; Sordariomycetes; Hypocreales; Bionectriaceae.